AUGUCAACUGUUACCAAGCACACUCGCUACACAGCUCAGUGCCGCGCUCGCUCUCGUCGAGGCAAGCACAAGUCCGUCCAGCUGAAGAGGUCCUCGCCGUACAUGCAGAGGGUCCGCUUCCGUCGUUACCUGCUCAACAAGGAGGUGCAGUCCAUGACGAAGAAGGAGCUCCUGAAGGCUAUCUUCGGCGACGAGGACGACGAUGAAGAUGACGAGGACGAAGGGGACACAAAGCCUUCGGCGGAGACACCGGGGGUGCUCGAUGACGAGGGCGAGCCCGAGAACGAGACUGAGAAUGAAGACGGCGUCGACGGCAAGGAAGCCGACGCUACUCUGGACAACCUCGCCCAAUACCUCAUUCCCGCGGACAUCCCCGUUCAGCCCCGCGGAACGUCCGAGAUCUCUACCGAGGACUCCCUUGAGGACUUUGAAGAGCUCCCCAGUCUGAGCACCGCCAACUGCUCUCAGGACGAGUACCAGACCGCUAAGGGUGCAUCACCAGCGAGCCCCACUCGCGAGAUUGGACACUACUCUCCUACCCUCGUUGCUUACGACAGCGGGGGAGACUCAAGGGAGGCGCACUUCAAGGUCUUCGAUUCUCAAGUCGCUGGGGACGUCAAGGACGUUAUCUCGGGUUCUAUCGUGGACACGGACGUGGAUAUGGAUAUUGACGUCGACGAGUACUUCGACAUCCUUCCUAGCACGCUUGUCCGGCACGUCGACUACUCCAACCUGAGUGUCUCCUCUUUGGACGCAGAGUAUUCUGCGUUCCCCGCUCCUCUUCAUCUCGCCCAGUACGGCCCCGGCACCCCAAGCGUCGUCUCUAGCUCAUCAGUUGAAGACAUGGUCGUCGAUGAGCCAUGCGUGUCCUUUGCCUUUGGAUCCGCUACAGAGGUAGUUCCUCCUCGCGGCAUCAAGCGUCCUUACUGGCUCGUUGAAGACGAAGUGACAGGGACUCCUUCAAAGCGCCGACGUAUCAGCUGUAGCGAUAGAAAGCCCAGGACUCGCAUGGACAGACCGCGCAUCCAGAAGCUCGUUCCUGUUGCUCCUCGUCACUACUCGGCGUUUGGUUCGCUUCCUACCACCAAGUCCUUUACGAUCAAUGCUCCUGCGCCCUCUCUAUCAAACCCUUCAGUCGCCCCUUCUUCGGAUGCACCGACGCUCGCUUCGUCCAUCGCGCUGCUUACAGCCCAGCUAGGCAGACUCACGAUUGUUGAUGCAUCCGAGCUCGCACAUGCAUCGACGUCCGCACCAUCCAUUUCUAAGCCAUUGGAUGCACCGGCUGUGGCAAUCUCCGACACCUUCGAGAACAUCCCCGCGUUCCUUUGCGCUGGUGAGCCAGCAAAGUGCAUGCACGUGCACUCCUAUGGUGUUCAGGGUGCCCUUACCCAGCUGAAGGCCAGCCACGAAGACGUGAAAAUCGCCGAGGGUCCUCGUCCCGCUCAUCACGCAUCGGGCAACGACGGUGGCGUUAACAAGAAGCAUCUCGACGUCGAUUUCGCCAUGGAUGCCAGUGAUCUGCCGAGGAAACCCUCCCGCCCUUUCGCAAGCUCAGAAAAGACGACAGAUCCGCGACUUCGCCUCCCCGGUUACGCUCGGCGGAGCCCGUGCACAACUACGAGCGCAAGUUCCGGGGUCCAACAAGGGACUCAGAGUGCUGCGAGUGGGAAACUACCAUCCGCCACGCCGUUGCCUCGCCCGCCGGUCGUUCCUUUCUCUGACGCCUUCGCGAACGUUCCCCCUAUGCUUCGCUCUGGCGAACUGGUCAAGCCGUUGAAAGGGCUUGCUCAUACCGUUCAGCGAGCUGUUGCACAUCUCAAGGCCUGUCGUGCGGCGAAGGAGAACGUCAAUGUCGAAUCUGUUGUGGGCAAUAUGACGACGAGGAGGUUUGAAUACGCAAGGAAGACGUGAGGAUGGGAUUCUGGGAAGGUGAGAGCGAGCAUGAGGAUGAGGGAGGGGAGAUGAGGGAGGAAGCGGAGAGCUGGCGUGGAGGCGAAGACGAGACGGAGAGGAGGGUGAAGAGAAGAGGAUGAUGAUAGAGGAAGAGGAGACAGAAGGCGACGAGGAACAUGGAGGGCACAUGGAUGAAAGCCGAGCUCUAGCUCUCAACCAGGCCCGAUACGGGCUCCAAUUCCGACGACUCCGUCUUCUGCGAACACUAUGACGGUGAGGAAAAGCUUACAAAAAGCUGAAAAUGCGCCAAACACGACAAAAACACGACAAACACGACAAAACCGGUGACACACUAUUUCUCGACGAUACUGCAGCUUAUACCCCAUCCGAUACCCCUUACGAUAAUUCGAUACCCCAACGAUACCCCGCAGCACGACAUCGAUACCCAUCGACUACUAUCUCUAUGCCCACGCAGGCACUCCCACUUCCGUCGACUCCUUCGACCACCGGUCUUUCUCUCGCUGCAUAUAUUCUCUCAUUCCGACUGUACCACUGCACGACGGCACGAUACCCACUUGGCUACCACUCCUUUAGCGCCACACACGAGCGCCUGCAUCACGACCAUAUACCCGGAAAUCGAGACAAGACGCACUUCGUUUUCGCCAUAUCUAUCAGCGCCGACCGUAUGAUACCCCUACAGGACAACGAUAUCUGCUCAGCUAUCACUCUUUUGGCGACACGUUCAUUUCUAGCAUGACGGUACAGCGAUACCAGGACACGAUCUUUGCUCAAUCACCGCUCCUUUCACCAUAAUUGCUCCUCCGUAGCGCGAUACGAGAACACCUUAAUUGCUAUUCCUUGAAGACGCGAACGCGCAAAACCUCUCCUGGACCUCUAGUACGAUAUCCGCCGGCCACCGCUCCUUUAUUAGCAUUGUCCCCAUGAGACACGACAUGACAUCUAGCUGACCACUGCACUUCUGCGACUACACGAGGAUCCCUCAGCUGCUCCUUGGAUCCUUGACCUGUACUCACCUGACGAUUACUCACUCGCUGAUGCACGAUCCCGACAUUAAGCACUUGACGAUACUCACCCGACCCCUACUCACCCGACGAUUACUCACUCAGCUAUUACUCACUCGAAGACUACUCACUUGACGGCUACUCACUUGACGACUACUCACCCGACAUUGCUCACCCGACAACUGCUUACUUGACGCCUACUCUCGUGAUGCCUACUCACUUGACGCCUACUCACCUGAUGCCUACUCACCCGAUGCCUACUCGCCCGAAUACUCGCUCAACAAAUACUCGCUCGACAAUUACUCAUCCGACAACUGCUCACUUGACACCUAUGUACUCACCUUACGGCUACUCAACACUCAACAAU
Coniophora puteana RWD-64-598 SS2 is the source of this 3282-nucleotide messenger RNA. RefSeq lists its product as uncharacterized. The record is from RefSeq and is a predicted model, not a curated record. Lineage: Eukaryota; Fungi; Basidiomycota; Agaricomycetes; Boletales; Coniophoraceae. Bases 1 to 1911 code for a protein of 636 amino acids. The transcript is spliced from 5 exons.